UGAGAUGCGACAUCGACCAUCGGAACGCCUCCUACUAUAAAACGUCAAUCGAGUCUCGUCUAUAAACACUUCCUUAUCGCAACAUGGCCGGUGUGCACCCUCUCGACCCUCUGACGCCCGACGAAACCACUGCCGUCUGUUUGGCGGUCCGUAAGCACAUCGCGACGGCCACCGACGUCAAGGCCAUCAAGUUCAUAACAUGUUACCUCCUCCCACCACCGAAGAAAGCCGUGCUCGCGUUUCUCGGCGUCCCACUCGCCCCAGGCGCGAAACCGGAGGAUCCAGUCCCGAUCACGAGAAAGGCCGAGGUUGAUAUCGUCGAUGUCGUGAACGGUCGCGCGUAUAAUGUGAUCUUGUCUCUCGAAGAAAGCGGAUGGAAGGUGCACACUUUCGAGUUGCUACACGAGGAGAUUCACCCCCAGAUCACCGUGGAAGAACUGGUGAACUGCGAGGAAGUCGUACGGAAUGACCCGCUCGUUCAGCAGCUUGCGAAGGAUGUCGGUGUCCUGCCCGAGCAGAUCUUCUGCGAGGGCUGGUCAAUUGGUUACGACGACCGCUUCCCCAACACCAGUCGUCUGCAGCAAGGGCUUCUCUUCGCUCGGUUCUCUCAGCAUGACAAUCUCUACGCGCAUCCUCUGGAUUUCAUCGCGAUCUUCGAGUCGAACUUGGAGAAGGUCUUGCACAUCGACAUCCCGGGUCACUACAAAUCGACGCCGAAUGGACCGGCUCUCUCCGUAUCCACGACAGAAGCUCCGUCUCUCAACGGCGAUAAAGUGUCCGGAAGUCAACGCGAUCGCAUCCCCCCUCCUCGCAAAGCGUUCGACUUCCUCCCGGAUCUUAUGGAAGAGACACAGAAGGGCUUCAAGCUGCGCGAGGACGUGAAGCCGCUGCACAUCAUGCAGCCCGAGGGUGUGAGCUUCAAGCUCACGGGCUCGCAGCUCGAGUGGCAGAACUGGAAGAUGCACGUUGCUUUUCAUCAUCGGGAGGGUAUUGCCCUGUCUGCGAUCACGUACAACGACCACGGGGAGCUGCGUCCGGUAGUGUAUAGGCUCUCCUUGGCAGAGAUGGUCGUGCCGUAUGGGGCGCCCGAGCAUCCCCAUGGGCGCAAGUUCGCCUUCGAUUCCGGCGAAUACGGGAUGGGUGUGAUGGCAAACGAGUUGUCUCUGGGAUGUGACUGUCUCGGCCAGAUCCAUUACUUGCCUGGGACCUUCGUCAAGCACGACGGGACACCCCAUGUCAUCAAGAACUGCAUCUGUAUCCACGAGGAAGACGCCGGCGUUCUCUGGAAGCACACAGAUUUCCGUCCCGGAGGCCGAUCGCAAACCGUUCGUCGCCGUCGUCUUGUGGUUAGCAUGGUCUGCACGCUAGCCAAUUAUGAGUACAUCUUCAACUACAUGUUCUAUCAAGACGGCACGAUCGAGCUCGAGAUCCGUCUCACGGGUAUCCUCCAAGUCUAUGUCGCGGCCGAUGGCGAGCAGAGCCCCCAUGCAACGGUCGUGGCACCGAACAUCAACGCGCACUAUCACCAGCACAUCUUCUCCGUUCGCGUUGACCCGAUGGUAGACGGACUGAAGAAUUCGGUGGUCGAGACGGACAUCAUGCCGUCUCCUCACCCCGCAGGAUCCGCUGAGAACUUCGCCGGCAACGGAUUCAUGGCUGUCGAUAGCGUGCUGAAGACCGAGACCGCGAGGAAUUACCAGCAAGGCCUGGAACGGCGCUGGCGGAUCGUGAAUCCCGCGCGGCAGCACUACAGCUCGGGCCAGGACGUGGGCUACACUCUCGCGGUCAAAGGGGCCGCGGUGCAGCUCAUGACGGCGCCCGAUGGCUGGGUCGGGAAGCGCGCCCCGUUCGCCAAGAACGCGAUCUGGGUGUGCCGCGACGUCGAAGACGAGAAAGGCAGUCGGAUGUGGCCCGCCGGGAAGUACGUCCCCCAGACGAAAGAGGCGCCCGCAGACUCAGUCGGAAGCUGGGUCAAGGGAGAGCAGUCCGUCGAGAAUGAAGAUAUCGUCGUCUACCUGACCGUCGGAGUCACUCACAUCCCGCGUCCGGAAGACUGGCCCGUAAUGCCCGUGGAGCACUUGAGCAUCGCUCUGAAACCAGUCUCGUUCUUCGAAACGAAUCCCAGUAUGGAUGUCCCAGGAAUCAAGGAUCCACACAGUGUUCCCGCGUUCGCCGCAAACGAAUCUGGUCAGAGCUCGACCACUUGCCAUUAGGGGUUCUUGCGAUGUGUAUAUUAGGUCUGCUAAAUCUGUACCAUUUAUAUACCAGGAAUAUUCAAUCGUUAGUGUGACAGCAAAACAAACCGAAGCCAUGCGAUUUCCAGGUGCUAUCGAACAUCGCAGGUCGCUUCAGUACACUCGGCCACAUGAAAGGCGUUCUAGCCAUGUUCGCUUGUCUUCUGAGUGGCCGGCAAUUCAGCCACAGGGAAUACAUCAGUCACAUUGUGGGCGUCUUCUUCAUCCAGGAAGGACCUUCCUUCAUCGAUAUCCCGUCUCAUGUGCGGCAUGCUGAGGGCCAUGACAUCGGUGUCUGUUGGCUGACAGUCGAACAUAGAGCAUGUCACGCAAUGAAGGGUUUCUGGUGGGCUUUUUUCGUCCACGAGGCAGAGAUUGGGGUUCAGCAGCGCGGUUUCGUCGAUGUUUU
Molecule: messenger RNA, 2643 nt
Organism: Mycena citricolor
Lineage: Eukaryota; Fungi; Basidiomycota; Agaricomycetes; Agaricales; Mycenaceae
Source: the annotation of a GenBank genome assembly